Soboliphyme baturini is the source of this 243-nucleotide messenger RNA. NCBI's taxonomy places the organism in Eukaryota, Metazoa, Nematoda, Enoplea, Dioctophymatida, Soboliphymatidae. The record is from the annotation of a GenBank genome assembly.
AUGCGUACUCGUCCACCUCGUCUACAUGCAAACCAGUCCAAUGCGAUUCUGAAACGCGAAACGACGAUCGAAGAACGACCGGAUGGGCGGACGACGGACGGACAAACGGACAGACAGACAGGCAGACGGAAGGACAAGCAGAUCGAAGCGGACCGGCAAACCAGUGGACGGACAGCUUUGACCGGACAGAUGGAAAGACGGGACGCAGAUCUUACUGUCGUUACUACUAGUGUUACAUUAUAA